Molecule: messenger RNA, 7794 nt
Organism: Mizuhopecten yessoensis (Yesso scallop)
Lineage: Eukaryota; Metazoa; Mollusca; Bivalvia; Pectinida; Pectinidae
Product: glycylpeptide N-tetradecanoyltransferase 1-like
Exons: 13
Coding region: 10-1638 (542 amino acids)
Biological process (GO): N-terminal peptidyl-glycine N-myristoylation
Cellular component (GO): cytoplasm
Molecular function (GO): glycylpeptide N-tetradecanoyltransferase activity
Source: RefSeq, a predicted model, not a curated record
UUAGAAAGCAUGGCGGAUGCGGACUCUCUGCAUGAUAUGAGCUCGGACUUAGAUCAAGAUCAAAGCGCUGUAGACGCUGAUGUCGACGACGAUGAAGUUUCCGAGCAAGGACUUGAAGCUGCGUCUAGGAAGAAAAAUAAGAAAUUUCUUAAAAAGAGGAAACACAAGGAUAUUGAAAGGUCAAGUGGUGACUCAGACAGUCAGAUAGUCAAUGAUGAUGAAGAUCACGGUGUCAGGGUUCCCAUACUGCAUGACCAGAACGAACAAAACCAAUCAGGAAUGGAGGCUGACUCAGAAAGUCAAGGAUCUGGAUCAAAAGGAUCAGAAAAUGGACAGAAAAAGGAAGCUUCAGGAGCUUCGGGUCCACUAACAGAGGAUGCACCAGAGACAUCACUGUCGGGGUUACAGAGGAUACAGAAGGCUGUUGAGCUACUUUCAAUGACUCCAGCUGCACCUAAAAGUAUGGAAGAGGCAUCCAAGAAACGCUACCAGUUCUGGGAGACCCAGCCAGUACCAAAGAUAAAUGAGAAGAUCCAGACGAGUGUGAAUGAGGCCAUAGAAUUGGAUAAACCUGAGGAUGAGAUCCGGGGUGACGCAUAUUCCCUCCCCGGGGGCUUCAGAUGGGAUACCCUCGACUUGUGUGACCCCCUCAUUUUGAAAGAGCUGUAUACCCUACUGAAUGAGAACUAUGUAGAGGAUGAUGACAACAUGUUCCGCUUCGACUAUUCUCCAGAAUUCUUACAGUGGGCGCUGCAGCCUCCAGGCUGGUCUAAGGACUGGCAUUGUGGGGUGAGAGUUAUCAAGAACGACAAGCUCUGUGGGUUCAUCAGUGCCGUCCCGGCAAACAUCAAGAUGUAUGAUAAAUCAAAACAAAUGGUAGAAAUAAAUUUCUUGUGUGUCCACAAGCGACUUCGAUCAAAGCGGGUGGCUCCAGUUCUGAUUAGGGAGAUAACUCGUCGUGUCCACAUGAAGGGACUUUUCCAGGCAGUGUAUACUGCAGGAGUGGUCCUACCAAAACCGGUGGCCUGUUGUAGAUAUUGGCACAGAUCUUUAAAUCCUAGGAAAUUAAUUGAAGUGAAGUUUUCACACCUAAGUAGGAACAUGACUAUGCAGCGGACACUCAAAUUGUACAAACUCCCAGAUACCCCCAAAACACCCGGAUUUAGGAAGUUUACCCCAGCAGAUAUCCAAGACGUACAUGCUUUGUUAUCUACUUAUUUGCAGGGACUAGAUUUAGCACCAGUAUUUUCUAUGGAGGAGUUCAAGCACUGGUUUAUACCCAGGCCGGGAAUCAUUGAUAGCUAUGUAGUGGAGAGGGAUGGAAUAGUGACUGACUUUGUCAGCUUCUACACGCUACCGUCGACUGUGAUGCACCACCCAACCCACAAGUACUUGAAGGCGGCCUACUCCUUCUACAAUGUCAGCACAAAGACGCCCUGGAUGGAACUGAUGCAGGACGCACUUAUUGUUGCAAGGAGUAUGGGAUUUGAUGUAUUUAACGCCUUAGAUUUGAUGGACAAUAAAGAAUUUCUGGAAAGGCUUAAGUUUGGCAUCGGUGAUGGAAACCUACAGUAUUACCUGUACAACUGGAAGUGUGCCCAGAUGAAUCCAGAACAGGUUGGUUUAGUGCUACACUGAUGAAAAACCUAAGGGACAACUUCCAUUGGACAAAAACCAAGAAAAUCCUUGAGUCUGUCGAACAGUCCUUCUCAGCAUUAGGAGAUGUGUUGUUACCUGACUAUACAGAGCUAAGCAUGCUACAAUAUACCACUAUCUUAAUGCUGUACGAAGGGAUGUCAAUCUUAACCUUGGAUCCUAUGAUUUAUGGCGUGCACUGUUUGAGGUCAACGAAAAACGUGUGUUGGUUGUGUAGAACAAACACCAAACAAUAUUGAAAAAACUUCACCAGAAUUGUGGUUGGGUGGUUACUGGAAAAACCACACAUUGUCAUAAAAUUCCUCUAUAUAUACAUUAUAUAUGCUUGUGUAUAUGUAUUGGAAGGGAUUUUUAUUUGAUUGUGCUUUACCGAGUUGAAAGAAGACUGUCAAAAGAACGGGUGAUCUUGAUUACAAAAAAACAUAACUGAUAUUUAUUGUUAAUACGUGAGAGGGAAUACAUGUAUUAACUUAACUUUUGGAUAUUAUUAGGAAGGGCCAGGCCAGCAAGGCUAUUCAUGUCCAAUAUGUCGGGAGUUCAUUCAUUUUUCCAUGUUUGUUAUCAAUGAGAGCAAGGCAAAAAAUCUUGAUUGUGUUAGACAACCUAGCUGCAUUAAAUGGUACCUACAUACUGGUACGUUUAUUUAGUGAAUAUGUACAAAACUGGCAUUCCUUACACUAAACCACUGUAGCAUGGUCAGCUUCUGGCUUUGAUAUAGGUGAUGCCAUUAUUCUUUUUGAAAUAGUGAGAUUUUAAAAAACUGAUUCAGUGUAAUUAAGGAUAAGCUCGAUUUUGUGAAACGCUUUUUUCUAUUUCAGUAAAAGGAGAACAAAGUUGCUUAUAAUUCCCAAAUGUUUAGAUACAUGACUUGGCUGAUUUUGUUCAGUCUGUGUAGAGCUACAGAUAAUUUCGACAUAUAUGAAAAUGAACUGUAGCAUAAAGUUGAAAUUUUCUACUCUCUAAUCUUAAUGCAGAAGAGAAUAACACUAAGUGUUCUGUGAUACCAUAAUGGAAUGGUUUUGAUUGUGUCCAUAACACAUUCCAGACACUAGAGUUUGGUAUGAGGUCUAUUAACUCAUUCACCCCUGCAUAUUUAAACUGGACUUGCCUAGCCUAUGAUUUGGUAAGGUUCAAAUGUGACUUUAGCGGUGAAUGGGUUGAAGAGGAUAUUUCUUGAAUAGUGCAUAAGGAAUUUCAUAAACUUAUAUUUAAAAAAUACCUAGAAAAUAAGUGUCUGAACAAUUCUUGUCAUUCAGUCAUUUUUGUCCUAUGACUGUUUCCAGAAUUGAUAUCAAAUACCCUAUUACUCUAAAGAACAUUUUUCCAUAGUCCAAGCAUAUUUGAUGUUAGAAUAUAAUAUUAUUUGCCUUUGAAAGGAUAGUAACAGUGUUUGAGAGAAAAUGUGAAUAAGUGUGGCUUAUUGCACAUCAUCACUACUACACAAAGUGUACAGAUUUUAAGGCAAGGUACUUGUCAGCAUUCAUACACCAUGGUCUACGAUCCAUAGAUUUUGUUAUAUUGUGACAUCAGGUCAGACAUUGAGGCUGCUUUCUUAAUUACAAAGUGUGUGGAGGUUUGUACUGUUGCAAUAAGUGUGAUGAAUUUAUACAUGCCAUGGAAAUGAUGUCAUAAUUUACUAGUACACAUAGUCUCUUAAUGGACUGGAACCUCGUUAGUUGUGACAAUGUUGUCAGAGUAGUGUCCUUGUUACUCUAGGGGCUACAUCACUCACUGAUGUGCUCUGCACUCCUGGAGCAUGUAAUGGCAAAAUGGAAGGCCCGGUGCUAGCUAUCCGACUGGUCUAGAUCUCGAGUAAAAGAACAAACUAACCAGUAGCAAGGUUGAUAGCUGUCCUUUGAAGACUACAGAGGCUUGACACCUGACUCAGAUGUUGCCAUUAACUCUUUCACCCCUGAAGCACAUUUGAACUCUUCCAAUUCAAAGGUUGGAAUAGUUCAUUAUGAAAUUUCAGGGGUGAAAGAGUAAUAAGCUACUGCACAGUUCUGUUCGAUGUAUAUCAAAGAAUGAAACUAGUCUAACUUGUAUCAUCCACACGAUGGCAUGUACAGCGCCUUCGGUUAUGCUACAAAUUGUUCCAGAGGUGCCAAAAACAUAAGUGAGAUUAUCUGCAGGUAUUUCACAGAUGGAACCUCACUAAUCACAGCAAUGUAGUCAUAGUAGUAGAAAAACCAGAUGUGAUUAUCAUUUCUAGUGAAGCGAGGUAAUGUAAAUUGAUUGUUGUAACUGUUAAUGAUUUGUACCUGUGAUCCAGUUUGAGCUUUCUCUGCUUAUUCAUGCAUGUCAGUACUGUUUUCAUUAUUGAUAUACUGAAAACUGGGAUAUUUCGCUGCAGUUUAAUUUUCGCCUUGUUUGCCCUCUCAUAGUGAAGGGGAACUUAUCAUUACAGGGAACAUUUGUAAACAAAAUAAUUAACAUAGUCAUUAAAUUUGAAUGGCAAUUUUAAUAUUGGGCGAAAAUGGAUUUUACCGGCGAACGGCGAAAGUUUGACUGGGCAAAAAUGUCCCUGUUUGCAGUAGAGCAUUCAACAUGGAAUUGGAUAUCAAGUAAUUUUGUCCAUUUUGGAUUCCAGAACAUGUGUUACGAUUUCAUUUUUCAAGAUUUAUUUUUUGGUAUCAACUUUUAAAUUGAGCUUGAUAACAUGGAUUCUGUUUUUUAUCAGGGUUUUGAUUAAUACUCUCCUGUAAUUUUGAGUAGAUGUUCUUAUGUGAAAAACAAAUGGAAAAGAACAAAUGUCUGUAAAAGACAUGUAUUUGCCUAUAACACAUCUUUGUCAAAAUCUUCAGAGAGUUAGGUGUUGUUGACAAGGUCUGAAGGUCUGAAUAGGUUAACAGGGUCAACAUAAUAUUUAGAGAUUGGUGUAGUUGACAUAAUCUUUAGAGAUUGGUGUAGUUGACAUACAGGUAAUAUUGAGAGGUCAGUGUAGUAAACAUAAUCUUUAGAGAUUGGUGUAGUUGACAUACAGGUAAUAUUGAGAGGUCAGUGUAGUUGACAUACUCUUUAGAGAUUGGUGUAGUUGACAUACAGGUAAUUUUGAGAGGUCAGUGUAGUUGACAUAAUCUCAACAGGUUAGUGUGUUUGACAUACAGGUAAUAUUGAGAGGUCUCUGUAGUUGACAUACUCUCAACAGGUUCUGAAAACAUCUUUCCAAAUGAUGUAGAAAUGGUCAUUAAAGUCAUGAUCAAUGAUGAGUAGAAAGUGUGUAUGUUCUGAUUGGUUUAUAUGUUGGACACUAUCUGGAGACUUGUGCAGUAGAGCUCUCUGGAGCAGGCCUAGAUGUGUAGUGGCAAAAUGUUCAACUAAGACAUGCACAGGUUUCAGUACUUCACUGCGCUGGAUGAAGAGACACAAAUUUGUUUGUUAGAUUUUGUAUUGAAUGAAUGCUGUAAAUGAUAACUCUCAUUUGCUUUCUUUGAGUAGUUGCAUAUUUUAAUGAAAUCUGAAGGUAUUGAUUUUAUACUUUGGGUUUGUUGCUUUUUUGUAGAAUUCCUAAUGUAGAUGUAGUUUUGAUAUUUGUUACUAAUAAUGAGUUAUAGAAAAAAAUUGUAGAAUCAAGUUAUAUCCUUGAUUUUAAGGUAAACGUGAACUGCUAUGUAAAAUAUUACCAGAAUCAUGGUCACAUCUACAAGCUGACUGCAAAAGCUUGUUUUUAUGAAUUAGUUUGGAAAGUAAAACUGUGAAAGAAAGUGAAUUUGCGUAUGUUUCAUAAUGUAAUGUGUAACAGGUAACUUUGGUCGGAUUUGAAGAAAAGCUUCAAAUGCAAUUCAGUGUGUUAUAGAAUGAGACUUUGUAUAUGACACAAACAUGAUCCACUAGCUGUAUUAUUAUGCCUCAUCUAUAUGUAACAGCAGAUUUGAUUGGAUCAUGUUGAUCACAUGACUUUAAAAUAAAAUGUUGUGUUUCCCUCUCAUUAUAGUUUCCCCUGGUCAUAUUUUCCCACAUUUGGGGGCCUCAAGUUAAAAAAAUCUGUAAAAAUUAUUACCCUGAGUUUUGAUUGAUUAAAACAGAAAAAUCAAUGAAUUAUACUGUUAUUGUACUAUCUCUGUAAAAUAGAAUACGUAUGAUUUAUCAAUUAUAUUAAUGAAAUUUUGUUCGCAGAAAUGCGAGAUGAACCAUGGUAUGAGAGUUUCCCCUACAACAUUUCAUUUUACGAUUUGCCAAAACAAGACCUAUUGUAUAAAAAAAAUUGAUAACAAUUUCCAUUUUAUUGAGACUUUUGACUUUGUUUAGUUUCUACAAUUUAUACGUCAUCAAGAAAACUCAUUAAAAUGUUAGUGUAUUGUAGUUUAGAUAUUAAAGAAAUCAUAAUCACUCGACACAUUUUCACAAAAGUAGUUUUAGAUAUUUGUGUCAUGAGCAGGCAUGGUUUGUCUUUGCGAUACCUUUUGGUUUUGAUUUAGGUUCCUUCUGUUGGGUUCUGGAUUGUGGUUGGUUGGUAUUUCGUGGACUUGUACGCAAGGAUUUUUGAUAGUGAAUUGAUAAGUGGAUGUGUAUCAAUUAGAGAGGGAACAUGUGGAUCAUUUGUGUUUGUCUUUAAUUUAUUUCCUUAUAGUAUUGUUUAUUUUGAUAGACGAUCAUGGUUUUUUCUUUUGUAUGCCAUCAUUUGUCAUGCGGUAAUGUAAUAAUAUAACAGGGUUAUUUGGAUCUGAUAAUGUCUGCUUCAAAAUUUAUAUGACCUGCAACAAAUGUUCUUGCGACUUUGCUUGCAAUGCAUAAGUGUUGCUGUAUACUUAGUUAUUUAUGCAUGAAGAUAUCAGAUCACUGUUUACUGGGGAAAUUUUGAUGCGGUUUAAUUUCCGCAAUUUUCAGUUCCGCAAUAAGGACAAAUUCAUUAUGACAGCUAAUAUUAGUACAUGGUUUACCCUAUAUAGUAAUUACCCGUGAAGAGUGAAAUUUACACUAGUGACUAUUCGACUGGGCAAAAAUUCCCAGUAUACAAUAUAACUAAUGGUAUAUAUGUCUGCCUUAAUAUAUACCUGUCUGUAAUGAACAUAUAUUGUAAGGCUCUAGUAGGAUUGCUUUCUACAGAGAAAAUUGUCGGGUCUCGCACAAAAUUUGUUAUAUAUACAUGUACUGUAUUUAUCCUGUAAUAAGGGCAGGGGCCCCAACACAUAUUCUCUGACUGAAAGUAGUGGGUGGACUUAUUACAGGACAAAGAAAAAGCUUUUGUUGGCAUUUCUUCCAAACAGCAAUAUAUAUUGGUGGGCUUAUUACCAGGCAUGGGCUUAUUGCUCGAUAAAUACGGUACAACACAAUGAAAUUCAUGCAGGGCAUUUUAUAUAUACAUACAAUCAUGUAAAUAAUUGAAGUUGAAAUUUCCCUCAUUCAGGCUUUAAUUUACACAUGGUUCCUGUUUUGUAUCAUAAAAUUAAUUGAAGCAAAAAUUUCCCUCAUGCAGAAUGUCUUAUGCUUGUAUGUGACCACCUAGAUAACACCCUGAAAAACAAGUGCUAGUUGAAUUACUUUUAGUUUAAAUACUGGUAUCGUUCCAAAUCCAGAUCGAAGCAUGAUACUCGUAAAUCAUACAUUCAAUGUGAUAAAGUGUAUGUGAGGAACAGGAUCAUGUAUCUUAUACUGUGAUGUGAUUAGAUCGUGUAUGCAAUCAAGGGCAGAUAAUUCAUCUCAUGUUUUUCUUGAUUGAUUACCAAGUUGGUCCAGAGAUGUACAUAAACAAAAUGAUUCUGUGUCUCUGAUAGAUGUUGAAGUUUAGGAAAAACCUUUUUUAGUCUUGGAAGGCUUUGUACUCAUCAGAUUUAAAAAAAAAUCAUCGUUAUUGCAUAUUGAAUGUAAUCAUAUAGGUUUUUGAGUGUUAAAAAAUGGUAUGAAACCACUUAUACAUGUAUAUGUGAAAUCAUUUUGAUUUUUGUUUUGCUUUAUUUCCAUCAUUUUGACUUGUUUUCUUGUACUGAUGCAGUACUUUUAGAAAAGAUUCAAUUCUAAGCCAUCUUGUAAUUCUGGAACAAUGUAUUAAUUGAUUCAGAGGUAUCCUUGUGUGUACAGGGGAUACCAUUUACCAUUGGGUAUUGAUUGCUAUACUCUUUGAAUUUCUGUACUACAUUAUAGGCAAACUAUUUGUCUUAAAAGACAAAAUUUGCUAAAUAAAACAUACUGUGUGUGAAA